AUGAGCACUCCAGCGAACCUUGCCCUUGAGGGCAAAGAUCCUCGUGAUCCUACUCACCCCGCUCGUCAUGAUAACCAGCCCAUAGAGACGCAACUGCUUCAUGGAAGUCACGACCCCAGUGUCACGUUCGAGGAGUAUAUCUACUAUGCGGCUAUUACUCGCGCGGAAGAGAAGAUUGCCAAUGAGAAGCACGUCGCUGCAAUGGGACCAAAGACUAUCAAGAGCGUUCUUAAAAACAGAUUCUCAAAGGGCCAUGUUACAACAGUCGCCUCGCCAACAGACCAUGGCUCUACAAACGAGAAGUCCGGCAUUGAUGUUGUGCCAACAUCUGCUGGGAACCAGAAUCUUGGACUCGUCUCUGAGGCAGAGUGGAAGAAUGCCUCUCGUGCGGUUCGUACGGCCGGCUGGAGCAGUGUCUUCUACCUCAUUACCACCGAUAUUCUGGGUCCAUUCUCUGUGCCCUGGGCGUUUGCUCAAAUGGGCUACGGCCCAGGUGUUGCUCUCUAUACCGUUUUUGGCGGCUUUGCCAUGUACUCUGGAUUCCAACUCUGGAAGGUCUUCAUGUAUAUGGAUUCUGAUCGAUAUCCAAUGAAGAGUUACGCCGAUGCCUUCUUCAGAGUCUAUGGUCGAUGGGCUCGCCAUUCAAUUAACAUUCUGCAAGCGAUACAACUUCUCUUCACCGUUUCGAUUUUGAUCCUGUCCAACGGUCAAUCAAUCUCUCAAAUAUCGAAAGCCAGUGUCUGUUUUAUCGCCUGCCUGGUCAUAUUUAUGGCUGCUGGUAUGGUGGUUGGACAGAUUCGAACCCUUCAAAGGUUCAGUUGGUUGGCGAAUUUUGCAAUCUGGAUCAACCUCUUGAUCAUCUUCAUUGUCAUGGGAGUUGCCGCAAACUCUGCUCCCAACUUCGUAGCCACUGAAGCUUCGUUCGGAUCUGAUUUCGGCCCUGGUCCGAUCCACAAGUAUGCCGGCACACCUCCCAAUGGCAUGGCAAGCGGAGGAACGGGCUUCACUGGUUCACUGAAUGGUCUUAAUCAAGCCGUUUAUAGUUACGGCGGAGCUAUGCUCUUCAUCUCUUUCCUCGCUGAGAUGCGUCACCCAUGGGAUUUUUGGAAAGGAGUUCUCUGCGCCGACAUCUUCAUCUAUGUUGUCUAUAUGUUUUUCGGUCUCUUUGUGUACUCCUACCAAGGCCAAUAUGCUUACAAUCCCGUCAUGCAAGGUCUCUCGCCAUACAAUUGGCAAACUGCCUGCAAUAUCAUGAAUAUUGUCACGGGACUGAUUGCAGCCGCGCUGUACGGCAACAUCGGCAUCAAAGUAGCCUACGUUGAAGUAUUCCAAGAACUCCUCCAUGCUCCACCCUUGACCACCAAGCGAGGCAAACUUAUUUGGGUCGCUCUGGUACCAGCAUACUGGGUUCUCGCUUGGGUCGUAUGUGCUGCUAUUCCACAGUUCAGUUACAUCUCUGGUCUUGUUGGUGCAGUCUGCAUCCUACAGUUCACGUACACCUUCCCAGCGAUCCUGGCCUUUGGAUUUCAGAUUCAGAAAGACGCCAUGACACCCGAAGAGCACUUCGAUCCUGCAACCCGGACAUAUCACGGCAUCGAUAGGGGCGUUAAGAGAUGGGUCAGAGGCUUCAUGGUCAAGUGGCAUUUGAACACAUUCAACUUUAUCUAUUUCUUAGGAGCAUUGUGCACUGCUGCUCUGGGGAUCUACUCGAGUUGCUUGGGCUUGAUAUCUGCGUUCAAUGGUGGGAGCCAGGCUACAAGCUUUGGCUGCAAGUCGCCAAGUGCAUAG
Molecule: messenger RNA, 1788 nt
Organism: Cadophora gregata
Lineage: Eukaryota; Fungi; Ascomycota; Leotiomycetes; Helotiales; Ploettnerulaceae
Exons: 3
Coding region: 1-1788 (595 amino acids)
Biological process (GO): amino acid transmembrane transport
Cellular component (GO): vacuolar membrane
Molecular function (GO): amino acid transmembrane transporter activity
Source: RefSeq, a predicted model, not a curated record